This is a messenger RNA of Andrographis paniculata, 1596 nucleotides long. RefSeq lists its product as uncharacterized. Gene Ontology annotation, cellular component: nucleus; Fanconi anaemia nuclear complex. Gene Ontology annotation, biological process: interstrand cross-link repair; protein monoubiquitination. NCBI's taxonomy places the organism in Eukaryota, Viridiplantae, Streptophyta, Magnoliopsida, Lamiales, Acanthaceae. The coding region runs from base 505 to 1401 and encodes 298 amino acids. The transcript is spliced from 12 exons. Gene Ontology annotation, molecular function: ubiquitin protein ligase activity. The record is from RefSeq and is a predicted model, not a curated record.
AACUAGAAUAGAACGCGAACACGCCCGUGUUCUACUCAAUUACCCAGACCGGUCUUGCCCUAAAAUACCGUUAAGUUCACGCGCAGCCAUCACCCUCUCACUUCGUCUCUCUUUGCCGCUCUCCCUCUCGUUCUCCGAUAGACCGCCGCCGUCGACUCGUCCAGCGCCGCCGCCACCAGCCUCGCCAACCGCCACCCACCUCCCUCACCCAUCGCGAUUACAGCCGCCCUGCCACCAUCUCCACCACGAUUUCAACCCCUUCGCCUCGUCUCCGCCUCCGACCGACUGCCCCUCCGCCGGCGUCGACUCCGCCGCACGCCGUCCCGCUGUCUCUUCUCCUUCCCAACCGGCCGUCGCUCCGCCGAUUCAACCCCCAAUCUCCGCCAUCGACUCCUGCUCUUGUUUCUGUUUCUAUUUCCGACCCUUGAAUCGAUUGGUGAGAAUGGAUUAGGUUUUUGCUCGGUGCUGUAUGUUUGUUUGAGCGGAAUGGUUUAGGGAGCAAGAAUGGACAUCGAGAUGGAAAUUAUUGACCGUAGUAGAUGUCGGGAGCUUGCAAUGUCGUCAUCAUUUUGCCGCCGGAUAUACUCGGAGAUAGAAGAGGUUGGAUGGGAGAACCUCGUGAGACUGGGAAACGAUCUAACUUUCCUUUGCUUCCGUGUCAUUGGUGGUUUUGCCAGGGACAGUAAAGGAAGACAACAUAUUCUGGAGAUAACAUUGGAUGAGACAUAUCCUCGACGCCCUCCUUCAGUAUCUGUGGGAUUGCCUUAUAAUUUUAAUCUCGAGUGGUUCCCGAAAUCAAAGCUAAGAGAUGUCGUGCAACAAUUUCAAAGGCACGUAGAUCAGCUCCAUGACUUUUCGACCACUAUGGAUGAUAUUGAUCGGUUUCUUGUAACCGAGCCAAUAAACUCACACCAUGCUGCAUCAUCACGCCAUAUCAAAAUUGGACACGAUUGUUAUGUCGUCGUCUCCAUUAAUGUUGAUGAUCCAUUAUCUCUACCCGAGUGUCGCUUCCUCGGCUCAGAUGCCGCAGUCAACACUCUAAUGAAAAUGUGGAAGAGAAAUAGCAAAAGAUGGGAUAGAGGCAAGCCGUUUCCCGAAAAUUUCGAACAUGUAUUUGAUUCUCCGUCGCUCCAACAACCGUGUGCCGAAAAGAACAAGGAGCAAGUCGAGUGUGGCAUUUGUUAUUCUCAAUAUCUUCCCAUAGACGACGAGCUUGGCGCUAAGAGCGGGAGUGCAACUGAUUAUACCUGCGAAAAUGCACACUGUAAUCGUGCAUUCCACACCAUUUGUCUCGUUGAUUGGCUUCGUUCCAUUACAACAACAAGACGGUCAUUCGAUGUUCUGUUUGGAAAUUGCCCGUACUGUUCGGAUCCCGUUGCCGUCAAGCUCGGCAUGAAGUAAUAUAUUCCCCUGCAUUACAUCAGGCAAGAAUCAUUACCCAUUGAAACAAUUGUUUCUGCUAAUCAAGUCAUGUUAGAUUCUUUUGAAUUUAGAAAAUUGGGUGUGUUAUUUUAGUUUAUCGGAAUUUCUCAAACAUUUUUACGGUUGUCGAAUUGGUAUGGUAUUGUUAUCGUAAAGCAAGGUCGUUGAUUCGAA